Molecule: messenger RNA, 826 nt
Organism: Amborella trichopoda
Lineage: Eukaryota; Viridiplantae; Streptophyta; Magnoliopsida; Amborellales; Amborellaceae
Product: factor of DNA methylation 1
Biological process (GO): gene silencing by siRNA-directed DNA methylation
Source: RefSeq, a predicted model, not a curated record
UCACAGAGAAAGCUACAAGCAUUUCGUGAGGAAAGCGCACAAAAACUACUUGCUUGUCAAGAAGAAAUAAAAAAGAUGAAAUACGACCAGAUGAUGAUGAAAGAUAUUGAAGAAAAUUUUUACCAGGGAGUGAAAGAACCAGUCGAGGAGUUAAAGGAGAAAGAAAGUGAAAUGCAAAGCUUGGAAGAGCUAAACAAUGUUCUUUUAAGAAAGGAAAGAGAAGCAAUUGAUGAGCUGCAAGCAGCUCGUAAAGCUGCAGUUGAGUAUUUUGAGAAGAAAUCAAAUAAUCGUUCAUCUAUAGGCGUGAAGAGAAUGGGGGUCCUUGAUGAGCAACCAUUUACUCGUGCUGUAAAAGCAAAGCUUCCAAAUGAAGAAUGGGAUUUGAGGGCAUCAGAGUUAUGCUCCUUAUGGGAAGAACGCACAAGAAACCCAUCUUGGCAUCCUUUCAAGACAGUUACUAUUGCAAGCAUGGACAGAGAGGUCAUCGAUGAAAAUGAUGACAAGUUGAGAGAACUCAGAGACGAAUAUGGGGAUUAAGUUUUCAAGGCUGUGGAGACGGCAAUGCUUCAACUCAAUGAAUACAAUCCAAGUGGAAAAUACCCUGUUCCUAUUCUCUGGAGUUUCAAAGAAGGAAGGCAGGCCAAAUUGGAAGAAGUAAUUCAUCAUUUGGUGAAUCAAAUCAAGAACAAAAAGAGUAAGACAUGGCAUAGGUAGUAGUGUUUGUGCAGGGUACGGACAGUUAGAUAUGUCAGGUUUUAUUUAUUGGCCUAGAUUUUGGCCCUACACCUUGGAGAUGCUCAUUAUUUUUGUUGAACUAUACAUUUAU